Messenger RNA from Pseudomassariella vexata, 546 nucleotides. RefSeq lists its product as uncharacterized. Lineage: Eukaryota; Fungi; Ascomycota; Sordariomycetes; Amphisphaeriales; Pseudomassariaceae. The transcript has a single exon. The record is from RefSeq and is a predicted model, not a curated record. Bases 1 to 546 code for a protein of 181 amino acids.
AUGGGUAGCCUGCUCGCUCGAUCUACGUCGAGAUUCCAGCAACAGAGGCGAAGGCGGAGAAGGACUUUUCUCGACCUUCCGUCUCCAGCUCUCGCCACCGUUCAAAAGCAGGUGCUAUAUAUAUCCUCCUUGACUCCGGCCCUGAGCCAAGAGGCUGCCUUCACGGACACUACACAGUUCUCGUUGCGCCGAGUUCCAAUAAACUUCGAAAGAAGGGGCGCAACAGCCCAAGCAAGUUGUCCGAGCCUGUUGACGAUGUUUUCAGGGAUUGACGCAUCGCCAUCACGGCCGAUCGCCAUCUCGAACUCAUACACCGGCGUAAUGGUUACUCAGAACUCUGAAAAUCGAGCUCACUACAUGCUCCAACUCCAAGAAGUCGUCAGCCUUGUCCACGAACACCAGCCCACCGGCUCGCGGGAUCCAGGCCAGCCAUAUCAAGCGUGUCAACCCCUUCAACCUCCUAGAGCGUGUAAUCCCGGUCGUCGCCUUGCUCCGCGGCGCUUAUGUGGCUCCAGAAGAAAUCCCAAACAUAAAAAAUCUAUAUGA